Messenger RNA from Botrytis deweyae, 1761 nucleotides. RefSeq lists its product as uncharacterized. NCBI's taxonomy places the organism in Eukaryota, Fungi, Ascomycota, Leotiomycetes, Helotiales, Sclerotiniaceae. The record is from RefSeq and is a predicted model, not a curated record. Bases 1 to 1761 code for a protein of 586 amino acids. The transcript is spliced from 2 exons. Gene Ontology annotation, molecular function: oxidoreductase activity; FAD binding.
AUGUUUGUAUAUUCAUCGUUUGUUGUGGCCGCAACUGCGGCUUUUUUCGGAUUUCCAACCGUGACUGCCGCGCCAGCAAAGAGAUCUGAUGGAUUUCUUGAGCCAAGAAGUAACUGUCACUACCUCCCAGCCGAUCUUCAAUGGCCUAGUCUUGCAAAUUGGCAACAAUUGAACCAAUCUAUCAAUGGGAGACUCAUUCUCGGAAAACCUUUGGCUCAAAGCUGCCACAAUUCCGACUAUGACUUGGCCGAAUGCACCGAGAUAGAAGAUAUUUGGACAGCACCACUCACAUAUUUCACGGAUCCAGUCAAUAUUAUGGCACCAUACUGGCUGAAUGAUUCUUGCAGUCCUUUUACUUCUAUAAAUGCGACAUGCAAUCUGGGAAAUAUUGCUUCUUAUGCCAUCAAUGUCAGCAGCGCUGCUGACGUUAUUGCCGGUUUGAAAUUUGCAGCAGAGAACAAGAUACGAAUCACAAUUAAGAAUACUGGCCAUGACUACAUUGGUAGGUCCAACGGCGAAGGAUCCCUCGCACUAUGGACGCAUAACCUCAAAGAUAUUUCGUUUCUCGAUUAUACCAGCACCAAUUACACUGGUCCUGCGGUCAAGGUUGGAGCUGGAGUUCAGUUCUUUGAAGCUUACAAAAUUGCUGCUGAGAACGGUCUGCGAGUUGUGGGUGGCUUUUGCCCAACCGUAGGCAUGGCUGGUGGAUAUGUGCAAGGUGGCGGCCAUGGUCCUCUCGGAGCGACGUACGGUCUCAGCGCAGACAAUGCAUUAGAAUAUGAAGUUGUGACCGCUGAUGGUCGCCAUCUCAUCGCUACUCCUACGGAAAACUCGGAUCUUUACUGGGCACUUAGCGGUGGCGGAGGAGGCACAUACGCCGUGGUAAUCUCGUUGACUACGAAAGCUCACCCCGACGGUAUAGUUGCAGGUGGAUCAUUUACCAUCAACAAUACUGGUGAUGCGAGGUACUGGUCUGCAAUUGAAGCUUGGCAAAAGCACCUUUUGGUUCUAGACCAGAUACCAGGCUUUACCACCGUUUGGGGCUUCACGAGCGAUGCAUUCAACCUUGCAUUUGCUACAUUGCCGGGUGGAGAUGCCUCGACGAUGGCCGAAGCAUUAGCUUCGUAUAAAGAAGAGAUCCAAGCGAUGAACAUAACAUUUGCAGCAUACGAAACAAGUGACAGGCCAAAUUUCUACGACCACUACGAGCAUUACACCGGAAGUCUCCCAUAUGGACCUUAUACGACAAAUGAUAUUAUCGGAGGACGCCUGAUUCCCCGCUCGACCAUCCAGAACAAUGUCACUAAUUUGAUUUCUGUUUUUAAAGACAUUAUCAGCACGACCGGAAUUCCCGCAACAUCUUUACGCAUCAACGGAAUAGCCGCUAACGUGACACAUUCUCGCGUUGGGAACCAUGUGGGCUCCAAUGCUGUUCUUCCCGCAUGGCGCGAUUCUCUCUAUUGGCUAAAUGUUGACGUUGGCAUCGAUGCAGCAGCUUCAAGAGAGACAAUACAUCAAAUUCAAGCGCAGGUAAAUGCAUUUCAAGAUCAAUUCAAAGUCCUGACCCCUGGUGGUGGAUCGUAUAUGAAUGAGGCAACUUUUGACAAUCCAACAUGGAAGGAGGAUUACUACGGUGAAAAUUACGAUCAAUUGCUGGACGUGAAGUUGUCUUAUGAUCCAAAUUCUAUUUUGUAUGCUCAUACGUCUGUUGGGAGUGAUCUGGUGACUGUAGCUUCGGAUGGGAGAUUGUGUAAAGACUGA